UUUUAUUUCCAUUUUAGAACUAUUGUCUAUGCGCGCAUACGUCGACCAAGAAGACAUCAAGGGAGUGACGCCUCUAGGUGCAUGCUGUUGGGACGAUUUCCAUGAGACUGCUGAAGCGCUGAUUCGUCAUGGUGCCGAAAUAGACACCCCAGAUGUUAUGGGAGAAACUCCGCUCUUUCGCGCAUGUGAUCACGUCAGCAUCAACUGUGUACGAGUGCUCAUUGAAAAAGGCUGUGAUGUGAACAUCGCCAAAGAGUCCGGAGAGACGCCACUAAUGGUAGCUCUCCCGUCUUUAACCUACAGCUAUGAGUGUAAGGAAAAGAAAAUCUCCGACAUGUUAGAGAUCUGCCAGAUGUUGAUCAAUGCUGGCUGUGACUUGGACGCUCAAGACUCCAGAGGACGCACGGCUUUGCACCAUGUUGUGGACAACAGAGAUGUCUUUGGGCUUUGUUUACUAGCAGAAAACGGAUGCAAUUUGGAAGUCUGUGACGAAAGCCGUCAAACACCCUUUCAGAAUGCUCUAUUUCAAGCCGUGCCAGCUUUCGAGAUUGCCAGAUUCCUUGUGUACUACGGCGCAAACUGUCGAGAGGAGAUCAGUGUUCGUCGUCAUGGUAGGAUGGAAAUGAAGUCUCCCCUGGCUUUGGCGAUAGAGGCUGCACCGCUCGGAGAUCAGCUCGACAAAGUCCGUGAGCGAUAUUUGCUACUGAGAGUUUUGAAGGAAGCAGCUUACCCAUACCUUGGUGGUCUUUCUUCCAUAAUGGUUUUACCACAAGUGAGUCAAAACCCUCACCCUAUUGAUCAAUACAGGGCAGUCGAGAGGGAAACUGCAGAUUGGAUGCGAUCAGAAGUACCCGUUUCCCUCAAGUUCCAGGCACGGUUGAAACUUCGAGAAAUGUUAGGAGUAAGAAACACCCUAAGUAGGAUUGACUCAUUGCCUGUUGGGAAAUAUUUAAAGAGCUACAUAACGUUCAAUCUUGAGAAAGAGCUGCCGUUAUCAAGAAAUUGCAUGUUGCAUGUGUACAUUAAGGACGGUGAGAACAAGAAGCUGGAAGACCUCUUGCAGAAUGGUGCUGAUGUCAACUUCAUGGUAGACGGGAAAACGCCUCUUGCAACAGCGAUCUCGCAGAAAAAUCUGAAAGCCUUUAGGAUACUGUUCUCUUCUUGUGUCACCUCAAUGGGUCAAAACCCGAUUAAUGCAAAAGGUGACACGCCCGUGCACCUCGCUGCUGCCUAUGGUUUCAUCAACAUUAUCGACGAUAUCAUCCACGCCGGCGGUUCUGUUAACGCGCUCAAUAAGAAAAGAUACACGCCUUUGUACUCCUCCGUGGCAGCCGGUCAUUUUGAAGUAGCCUCGCUUCUGAUCAGACGCGGUGCCGAGGUCAAUGGCGAGGAGAUACUGACCGUUCCCCUACUCCACCUAGCGGCUGCGAGCCACAACAUUGAGGUAGUGGAGAUGAUGUUGGAGAGAGGGGUCGAAGCUAAUCUCAGGGAUCGUCAAGGGAACACACCCCUCCACAUAGUGGCCAGCCAAGCACAUGUGUACCUAGAUCAGCGACUGUGUCUUCCAGCUCUGUACAGGUCAAACUUGGAAAUGAAUCUAGACAUGAUCGCUAUGAACAUGAACGGCCUCAGAGCCAGGCCCACGGUUCCAGGCAAGGAGAAGUACCAGGAUGUAGCAAGGCUACUUUUGGAACACGGAGCAGACGUGACGGUCUACAACUCGCAGUCUUUGACGCCGUUGGAAAUGGCGGAGACAGGAGACGAUCCGAUCCUGAUUGAUAUCCUCAAAAUUAUGACUUAA
Molecule: messenger RNA, 1801 nt
Organism: Aplysia californica (California sea hare)
Lineage: Eukaryota; Metazoa; Mollusca; Gastropoda; Aplysiida; Aplysiidae
Product: serine/threonine-protein phosphatase 6 regulatory ankyrin repeat subunit B-like
Exons: 2
Coding region: 29-1801 (590 amino acids)
Molecular function (GO): protein binding
Source: RefSeq, a predicted model, not a curated record